AAUAAAAUCUGAGUGAUCCCUGAAAGUAGACUUUGAUUUGAGCAGAAGGACGAGCUGAAAAGAAGCUGCAACAAUGGCUGUGGCGGGCUGUACGAAAUGCAUAAAAUAUAUGUUAUUCUUCUUUAAUUUUAUUUUCUGGCUGGCCGGAGGUGUGAUCUUAGGAGUGGCCCUGUGGUUACGCCAUGACAGUCAAACCAGCAACCUCCUCAUACUUCAGUUUGAAGGCCAGCAGGCGCCGAGCACCUUUUACAUCAGCGUCUACAUACUGAUCGCUGUCGGAGCUGUCAUGAUGCUUGUGGGAUUCUUGGGAUGUUACGGUGCCAUUCAGGAAUCUCAGUGUCUGUUAGGAACGUUUUUCUUCUUUUUGGUGAUCCUCUUUGCCUGUGAAGUGGCUGCGGCUAUCUGGGGCUUCAUGAACAGGGACACUAUGUCCAAAGAGCUGAUUAAUUUCUAUGACGCUGCGUACAUCAAGGCUGUGGAUGUCACGGGGUCCCCAAGUAAAGACGCAGCCAUCGGUGUGCUGGGUGCGUUCCACACCACGCUAAACUGCUGUGGGAAAGGCGACGACACUCUUCUGUUCAUGCAAGUCCGCGCCACCUUGUGUCCCUCAGGAAUACUUUCCGCGCCAAAACCCAAGAGCUGCCACAGUGAACUCGUCACUCUGUUCUCCGAGAAGCUCCACCUCAUCGGCCUGGCCGCCUUGGUGGUUGCCGUCAUCAUGAUCUUUGAGAUGAUCUUCACCAUGGUGCUCUGCUGUGGGAUUCGCAACAGCCCAGGAGUUUACUAAGCGUUUAAAGGCCAGCAGAAAACCACAGCAGCUGAUACCAGAGGGAUCUGUUUCUGUGCUACUGAAAGCACAACAUGUAUAUUAUCCUAUUUACUAUAGAUUAGAUCAUUUAUAUAUUACUCAUCUGUCAUUACUUUCAUUUUGACAGUAACUGACCUGUUAUUGUUUUCUUUUAUCCCUUCAGUCUGUUGGAAAAUGUUUCUCUAGCAGGGUUUCUGGGUGUGUAAUAUGUAUAUAAACGUAUUGUUUAUUAGAAAGGAGAAUGCAUGUGUAUGCGUGCGCUCGUGUGUGUGUGUGUGUGUGUGUUUGUGUGUGUGUGUGCGUGUGUGUGCGUGCGUGCGUGCGUGCGUGCGUGCGUGUGCGUGUGCGUGUGUGUGUGUGUGUGUGUGUGUGUGUGUGUGUGUGUGUGUGUGUGUGUGUGUGUGUGUGUGUGUGUGUGCUAACUGGGUAGUUGUUUGUGUUGUAUCUCGCUGCAGGGUGACUGUUAUUUAUUCUGCAGUGUUUCUGGGAUCAGUAAGGAGGUUUUUACUGGACCGUGUGUGUCUUCUAACCUAAAGAAAAAAAUCAUGCUCUCACAUUUGGUAACUUGUGAAUCUUCCCAGAACAAAUAGAGGCAAAACUUUUAAAUUUUCUGCUUUUUUUAAGAAUCCUAAUAAAUUAAACCAACUGUCAUAUAUAAGUGUUUAACUGUGAUUUUU
Poeciliopsis prolifica (blackstripe livebearer) is the source of this 1485-nucleotide messenger RNA. Its product is annotated as CD81 antigen-like. Gene Ontology annotation, cellular component: membrane. NCBI's taxonomy places the organism in Eukaryota, Metazoa, Chordata, Actinopteri, Cyprinodontiformes, Poeciliidae. The transcript is spliced from 8 exons. The coding region runs from base 74 to 787 and encodes 237 amino acids. The record is from RefSeq and is a predicted model, not a curated record.